This is a messenger RNA of Lichtheimia ornata, 1359 nucleotides long. RefSeq lists its product as uncharacterized. Gene Ontology annotation, molecular function: transcription coactivator activity. NCBI's taxonomy places the organism in Eukaryota, Fungi, Mucoromycota, Mucoromycetes, Mucorales, Lichtheimiaceae. The transcript has 4 exons. Gene Ontology annotation, biological process: regulation of transcription by RNA polymerase II. Gene Ontology annotation, cellular component: SAGA complex. Bases 1 to 1359 code for a protein of 452 amino acids. The record is from RefSeq and is a predicted model, not a curated record.
AUGCCCACCACUGAAUCAUCAACACCUCCUCCUUCUUCUUCCAAUUCACAGUCGCAAACAACACCAGCAACUCCAACCAUGACGAAUGCAACUGGUGCCAACAAUGUAGAAUCGACGACGACGACGACGACCGUAACGACCCCGUUGAAUAUGAACAGCACCACCCCCAAUGACAAGACGACACACAGAGAUCGUGUACGAUUAAAAGGGAAAUUCCCUAGCACCAUGACGCCGUCAGGUCGACAAGAUGUCCUAGCACUGAAACAGCAACUUGCAGACGCGCUUGGUGAGAACGGGCCACUGUAUUGGGAUGCCCUGAAGGACUUUGUUGCCGGCAAACUGAACCGACAAGAGUUUGAUUUCUAUGCCAACCUCUAUCUUAGUCGAGAGAAUGCAUAUCUUCACAAUGCUUUUAUCCUAAGUACGAUUCACAACGCACAGGCUGCUCAUCCACCACCUUCGAAACAUCGCUCUGUUGGCUGGGCCAAGAGGAAACGUGGCAAGGAUGGAUCAUUACUUGAUGGGAGCCAGGAUCGUGAUCCACAAAAGAGACGACUUAAGAUGGAUGUUAUGUCACUCAGCAAAGCGGAUCGUGAUCGCCUUAAGCAAUUGGUCAAGUCUGGUGAUAAGGAACGAUUGCGACCUUUUGUUGAUCAAGUGCUUGGACCACGUAUUAGCCGAGUACCACCGUUACCAUUACCUGCAGAGCAAUUACCACAAACUUUCAAUUCGGAUUAUGCACGUGGACUUUUGGCACCAUUAUGCGCGGACCUGAAGGAACUUCCUGGACCAGAGACUUUACGAGCAAGGAUGACAAGUAUAGCUCUUGAACAAGGACUAGUGGGUGGAGUCUCAGAGGACGUUGUGAGUGCCAUGCUGUUUGCCACCGAGAGUUAUAUCAAGUCAGCCAUUGCCAAUGCCAUCAGCAAACGAAGAGUGAAUAGAACAAUCGGCGUACGCAUGAGGAAAGACACCGAUGAGACACGUACAAUGGCUUUGGAACAAAUGUCCUUAACAUCAACAACAACGGCACCACCUUCAUCUUCAAUACAAAAACCAUCAUCAUCAUCAUCAUCCUCAGCGCAAGAACCUAUAAAAGAUGUGCACAUGUCUGAAGCAAGCAACGACAAGAAUGAAGAUGAAGAAUCAUCAUCCAUCACCUCCUCCUCCUCUGUUGAUACCCCGGGUGAUUCAAUUUCCUUACGUGAUCUGGCAUUCUCCUUUUCAGUAUCACCUUAUGUAUUGGUUGAAAAUCCUCUCAGUGCCGAAAGGUUGACAGCAUUGUUAACGGAUAGCGAAGAUGAAGAAACGGAUGAUGACUUGGGCGACUCAAGCUCUGAAGGUGGAUUCGAAUUGUAA